CAUUGGCAGCCAGUCACUCACAUCCGCUGUCACACAAAAACAUCAAGGUUGCCAGUGCAGAGCCCGGAGGUUGUACAGUAAGUCACGUCUUGAAAGAAUGUUUUAGGUGGGUCAAAACCUUUUUAAUUCUCAGGUGGUCAGUGGGCAACGUGUCAGGGUUGGAUCUUGUUCUUGGAGGCGUGAAGUGAUUUGACAAGAAUGAAGGCUGCAUUUUUCAUUUUUCUUCUCGUCGGUCUAGCAGGGUUUGCCUGGUCCUCCUCUGCUGAGACUAAGCUAGUUAAAACUCUCUUCACUGGAUACAAUAAGGUUGUCCGACCUGUCAAUCACUUCAAGGAGCAGGUGGUUGUGACUGUGGGCCUUCAGCUCAUCCAGCUCAUCAGUGUGGACGAGGUCAACCAGAUUGUAAGCAGCAAUGUGCGGCUGAAACAGAAAUGGAAAGAUGUGAACUUGCAGUGGAACCCUGAGGAUUAUGGUGGCAUCACAAAGAUCAGAGUUCCCUCCACUGACAUUUGGAGGCCUGAUCUGGUGCUCUACAACAAUGCUGACGGUGACUUUGCCAUCGUUCAUGAAACCAAAGUGCUGCUGGAGCACACUGGCAUGAUCACAUGGAACCCGCCUGCCAUCUUCAAGAGCUACUGUGAAAUCAUUGUGCUGCAUUUCCCCUUUGACCUUCAGAACUGCAGUAUGAAGCUGGGCACAUGGACUUACGACGGAAACUUGGUUGUCAUCAAUCCUGACAGUGAAAAGCCUGAUCUGAGUAACUUCAUGGAGAGUGGAGAGUGGGUGAUGAAGGAAUCUCACAGCUGGAAACACUGGGUGUACUACGCCUGUUGUCCAGACACUCCUUACCUCGAUAUCACCUACCACUUUCUAAUGCUGCGGCUCCCGCUGUACUUCAUCGUCAACGUCAUCAUCCCCUGCAUGCUCUUCUCCUUCCUGACCGGCCUCGUCUUCUACCUUCCCACAGACUCUGGUGAGAAGAUGACUCUCAGCAUCUCUGUCUUGCUGUCUCUGACUGUGUUCUUGCUGGUCAUUGUGGAGCUGAUCCCCUCUACCUCCAGUGCUGUACCACUCAUUGGAAAAUACAUGCUUUUCACCAUGGUCUUCGUCAUCGCCUCCAUCAUCAUCACAGUCAUUGUCAUCAACACCCACCACCGCUCUCCGAGCACUCAUACAAUGCCAAAAUGGGUCCGCAAGCUUUUCAUAGAAACCAUUCCCAACAUCAUGUUCUUUUCAACAAUGAAGCGCCCUGGCAAAGAAAAGCAGGGUAAAAGCCUCUAUGGAGCUGACAUGGACAUCUCAGACAUCUCAGGCAACCAGAUAUCUGCUGUUCCCUACCAGUCACCUAUCACCAAGAAUCCUGAUGUCCGCAGUGCCAUUGAGGGAGUCAAGUACAUUGCAGAAACCAUGAAAUCGGACGAGGAAUCCAACAAUGCUGCUGAAGAGUGGAAGUUUGUGGCCAUGGUGCUGGAUCACAUUCUGUUGUGUGUCUUCAUGGCUGUUUGUCUCAUUGGUACAUUAGGAGUGUUCGCAGGGCGUCUUAUUGAGCUGAGCACACUGUAAAGGCCUGUCCCCAGUUUGUUGCUCCAUGUGAAACAUAUUUAUUACUAUUGUCUUUGAUGGCACAAUAUAUACUGUAUGUAAAUCUCUGCUUUUUAUUGUUUUGCAGUACGGCUUUUUAAAUAUGUACUGUACAAGUAUAUACAUUAUACUGCAACAAGUUAACAUGUUUUGUCAGAGUGGUGUUGUUUUCCUUUUUGUUUCACUGUACACGUGAAAUGUAAAUGUUUAUGAACUUUCUUGGACAUGCUGAAAAGGAACAAUAUAACCCGUGUGUAUCAUAGUGUGAUUUAUUUUUGAUAGACUUUUAGCAUAUUUAGAGACAUAUGUGAGUAGAUACAAUACAAUCACACAUGAAUCGUAAUAUAAAAUACUUUUACACUUGGACUACAUAAAGGACAUGGGGGGAAAUACCUGCCCCCUGAAACAUUGUUCCACUGCACUGUUCAUUUUGCAUAGAAUUUUCUACCAACUCUCUAUUUGAUACUCAAAUAAAUAUGGAAAUAUCCACAUUUA
Solea senegalensis (Senegalese sole) is the source of this 2076-nucleotide messenger RNA. Its product is annotated as acetylcholine receptor subunit alpha-like. The transcript has 9 exons. Bases 199 to 1563 code for a protein of 454 amino acids. Gene Ontology annotation, biological process: regulation of membrane potential; chemical synaptic transmission; nervous system process. Gene Ontology annotation, molecular function: acetylcholine-gated monoatomic cation-selective channel activity; transmembrane signaling receptor activity. Lineage: Eukaryota; Metazoa; Chordata; Actinopteri; Pleuronectiformes; Soleidae. Gene Ontology annotation, cellular component: neuron projection; postsynaptic membrane; synapse. The record is from RefSeq and is a predicted model, not a curated record.